This is a messenger RNA of Rhincodon typus (whale shark), 1069 nucleotides long. RefSeq names its product dedicator of cytokinesis protein 1-like. The transcript has 10 exons. The coding region runs from base 32 to 1069 and encodes 345 amino acids. Gene Ontology annotation, cellular component: cytoplasm; plasma membrane. The record is from RefSeq and is a predicted model, not a curated record. Gene Ontology annotation, molecular function: guanyl-nucleotide exchange factor activity; small GTPase binding. Gene Ontology annotation, biological process: cell migration; small GTPase-mediated signal transduction. NCBI's taxonomy places the organism in Eukaryota, Metazoa, Chordata, Chondrichthyes, Orectolobiformes, Rhincodontidae.
AGGCCAGCACAAAAUCAAGUUUAUCCCAGAAAUGGUUGGCCCGAUCUUGGAGAUGACUCUUAUUCCAGAAACUGAACUGCGAAAAGCUACAAUUGCAAUAUUCUUUGAUAUGAUGCAAUGUGAAUUUCAUUCAACAAGAAGUUUCCAGAGGUUUGAAAAUGAAAUCAUAACCAAGCUUGAUCAUGAAGUGGAAGGAGGCAGAGGGGAUGAGCAGUACAAAGUGCUAUUCGAAAAGAUUCUUCUGGAACACUGUAGAAAACACAAGUAUCUUGCUAAGACCGGUGAAAAUUUUGUCAUGCUGGUUGUCAGGCUUAUGGAGAGGCUUUUGGAUUACAGAACAAUUAUGCAUGAUGAAAAUAAAGAAAACCGUAUGAGUUGUACAGUUAAUGUACUGAACUUCUACAAAGAAAUUGAGAGAGAAGAAAUGUACAUCCGGUAUUUAUAUAAGCUGUGUGACCUGCACAAAGAAUGUGAUAACUACACUGAAGCUGCUUACACAUUGCUGCUUAAUGCAAAGCUUCUUAAGUGGUCUGACCAGCCAUGUGCAGCUCACCUAAAUCAGAGAGAUGGAUACCAAGCGCAGACCCAAGGCCAACUGAAAGAACAGCUUUACCAGGAAAUUAUCCACUACUUUGACAAGGGAAAGAUGUGGGAGGAGGCCAUUUCUAUAGGCAAAGAACUUGCAGAACAGUAUGAAAAUGAACUAUUUGAUUAUGAACAACUGAGUGAAUUGCUGCAAAAACAAGCUCAAUUCUAUGAGAACAUUGUUAAAGUGAUACGAGCAAAACCAGAUUAUUUUGCUGUUGGAUACUAUGGUCAAGGCUUUCCUUCAUUUAUCCGGAACAAAAUGUUCAUUUACAGAGGAAAGGAAUAUGAGCGACGGGAAGACUUUGAAGCAAGGCUGUUCACUAUAUUUCCCAAUGCAGAAAAAAUGAAGACAACAUCUCCUCCAAGUGAUGACAUUAAAAACUCUUCUGGACAGUAUAUUCAGUGUUUCACAGUGCAAACCAUACGUGAACUGCCACCAAAAUUCAAGAACAAGACGGUGUCUGAACAAAUAUUGAGGUAA